AAAAAAAAUUGUUAUCCUUUUCAAAUUUCAAAAACUUCCCCAUUUCUCCUCUUCCGUUUCAGAACUCCAUAACUGCAGCUACUACCUUCUUCUGUUAUUUUCAGCUUCUACUCUCUGCAGCUCCAUUCUCCAUUCUACUUGUGAUUCAAUUUCAAUUCAACCACCAUGUCUCUUCUCAGCAGAUUCUUCUACAAGCGUCCCCCUGAUGGAUUACUCGAAUUCAUCGACCGAGUCUACGUUUUCGAUUCGUGUUUCUCCACCGAAGUGUUGCCCGAAGGAAUGUACCAGCUGCACCUCCACGAGAUCAUCACGGAGCUCCAUGAGGAGUUUCCAGAAUCUUCUUUCCUCGCAUUCAACUUCCGCGACGGCGAGAGGCGCAGCCAAUUCGCUGAAUUUCUCACAGAAUACGAUGUUGUCGUCAUGGAUUACCCAAAGCAGUACGAGGGUGUUCCAAUUUUGCCCCUUUCUCUUGUUCAGCACUUUCUUAGAGUCUGUGAUAGUUGGUUAAACUUAGGGAACCAUCAAAAUGUGAUUUUGUUUCACUGUGAAAGAGGGGGCUGGCCCCUACUUGCAUUUCUACUAGCUAGUUUACUUGUCUUUAGGAAAGUUCAUAGUGGUGAAAAAAGGGCGCUUGAGAUGGUUCAUAGGGAGGCACCAAAGGGUUUGUUGCAGCUUUUGUCGCCUUUGAACCCUUUGCCCUCUCAGCUUCGAUACAUUCAGUAUGUGGCGAGGCGGAAUAUUUCACCGGGGUGGCCGCCUCCGGAGCGAGCACUGUCGCUGGAUUGUCUCAUUUUGAGGGCAAUUCCUGGCUUUGAUUUGCAGAAUGGGUGUAGGCCGAUGAUUAGGAUAUUCGGUAGGAACUUGCUCAGCAAGGAUGGGCUUUCCACUCAGAUGAUAUAUUCAAUGCAUAAGAAGAAGAAGAGCUUGCGGCAUUACCGCCAGGCAGACUGCGAUGUGAUUAAGAUUGAUAUUCAGUGUUUAGUUCAAGGAGAUGUGGUGUUAGAGUGCGUUCAUUUGGAUUUGGAUCCAGAGAGGGAGGUGAUGAUGUUUCGUGUAAUGUUUAAUACAGCAUUUAUUCGGUCCAAUAUAUUGAUGCUGAAUGCUGAUAACUUGGACAUUCUUUGGGAUUCAAAGGAUCGGUAUCCAAAAGGCUUCAGGGCUGAGGUUUUGUUUGGAGAGGUAGAAAAUGUAAGUCCUCAACGGGCUCCAACAACCAUGCUAAAUGGUGAGGAGAAAGGUGGAUUGCCCAUUGAAGCAUUUUCACGGGUUCAAGAACUGUUUAGUGGCGUAGAUUGGGUUGAUAGUGGUGAUGCUGCUGCUGUCUGGCUUCUUAAACAAUUAACUGUCCUAAAUGAUGUCAAAGAGUUUUCAAGAUUGCAAGGAAAAGGAAGUUGGUAUUCAUCGCCUGCUGACUCCGACGAGGAAAAUAAUGAAUCAAGCACUGCUGAUAGUUCGGAUGAGGCCUUUGAUGUUCCCAGGUUGUCUUCUGAUACUCCAAAAUUAUUGACACCUGAAAUCCCUGAUUCAAUCCAUUUAGCUUUUGAGAAUCAUGGUGGUAAUCAUGAAAAUCGCGAUUCAGCAACACCUGAUCAGUCAUUGACAGAUAAUGGACCCUCAAUUUGUCAUGUUCCAAGCAAUGAAUAUUCUCCUUGUUCAUCUCCAUCAUCACCGUUAUCAGUUCCUGCUACACAACCUUUGGUUCCAACUCCAGCACAAGCCCCUCAUCCUCCACCUCCACCUCCACCAAUGUCUAGUGAACAUGAUCCAGUAACUUCAUCCCCACCACCACCACCUCCUCCACCUACUCCUCCUCCAAACACAAGUACUGCCCCACCUGCUCCACCUCCUCCUCCUCCUUCAGCACCUACACCUAGACGAGCAGGUUCAACCCCACCAGCUCCACCUCCACCUCCACCACCUCCAGGACGAGCAAGUUCAACUCCACCACCUCCCCCUCCCCCAGGACCUGUGCGAACAAGUUUAACAUCAGCCCCACCACCGCCACCUCCACCCCCUCCAGGGUCUGUACGAAAAGGUCCUGGUCCACCACCUCCACCUCCACCUCCAGGUGUUCGAACAGUUUCAGCCCCACCAGCUGCACCAAAGCCUCCAAAUGCUCCUCCUCCCCCAAUUGGUCGUAGUGGAACACCUGUACCUCCUCCACCUCCUGCAGGCAGGGCCUCUACUGUGCCACCCCCACCUGGCAAAGGUUCUUUAGCACCAGCAAGUCUAGGAAGAGGCCGAGGUACUGGUGCAACUGUUAAUGCACCUAAGAAAACUAUGUUGAAGCCCCUUCAUUGGGUGAAAGUUGCCCGAGCAGCACAAGGGAGUUUAUGGGCUGAUUCACAAAAGCAAGAUAAUGAAUCAAGGGCCCCUGAAAUAGAUAUAUCAGAACUUGAGAGUCUGUUUUCAGCAGCAUCUGCUUCUGAUGGGAGCAAUGCUAAAGUUGGAGGUCGGCGCGGUUCUAAUAUCAACAAACCCGAGAAAGUACAACUGAUUGACUUGCGUAGAGCAUAUAAUUGUGAAAUAAUGCUCUCCAAAAUCAAAAUUCCUUUGCCAGACAUGCUUAAUGCUGUUCUAGCAUUGGAUUCUUCUGUUCUGGAUAUUGAUCAGGUUGAGAAUCUCAUCAAGUUCUGUCCCACCAAGGAAGAGAUGGAGAUGUUGAAGAAUUAUAAAGGGGACAAGGAUAUGCUUGGAAAAUGUGAACAGUUUUUUAUGGAGCUGAUGAAGGUUCCACGAGUAGAAUCCAAGUUAAGGGUGUUUGCUUUCAAAAUCAACUUUUCUUCUCAGGUGAAUGAUUUGAGGAAAAAUUUGAAUACAAUCAACAAUGCUGCUAAAGAGGUGAAAGAAUCUGUGAAAUUACGCCAGAUAAUGCAGACUAUUCUUACCUUGGGCAAUGCCCUGAAUCAGGGAACAGCAAGGGGAUCAGCAGUUGGAUUCAAAUUGGAUAGCCUUCUCAAGUUAUCUGAUACUCGUGCCAGAAAUAACAAAAUGACUUUGAUGCAUUAUUUGUGCAAGCUUCUUGCUGAGAAAAUGCCAGAAUUGUUAGAUUUUGACAAAGAUCUUGUCCAUUUGGAAGCGGCUUCGAAGAUCCAACUGAAAGCAUUGGCUGAAGAAAUGCAAGCUGUGAGUAAAGGUUUGGAGAAGGUUGAGCAAGAACUCACUGCUUCUGAAAAUGAUGGUGCCAUAUCUACAGGAUUUCGUAAGGUGUUGAAGAAUUUUCUUGAUACUGCCGAAGCCGACGUGAGGUCUCUCAUAUCAUUGUAUUCUGAAGUGGGAAGAAAUGCAGAUUCUUUGUCCCAGUACUUUGGGGAGGAUCCAGCUAGGUGCCCUUUUGAGCAAGUUACACAAAUCCUUGUUGUAUUCAUGAAGAUGUUUAACAAGUCAAGGGAAGAGAAUGAGAGGCUGGCAGAAGCUGAAAAGAAGAAAUUAGAGAAAGAAGCCAUGAAGGAAAAGGCAGCAGCAAAUAACACAAACUCCAAAAAAGAAAUGGUUAGAUAGAUAUCUAUCUAUCUCAACAAGCGUGAGCCAUGGUUUCUUCAAUUUCUACUAUACCAAAAUCGAAAUACUGAAUUUUGGACCAUCCCAAAUGCAAUUCACUCAUGUCUGCAUCAUGCAUCACUUGGAUCUGUAUAUUCAAUGUCAUAGUUCCUACUGAUCGGAUCAUCCAAUUGCAUCAUCUACCCUUAUGGCUUGAAGAAUGAGAAACUCAUCAGCAGGCUAGUGAUUCCAUGUAAUUAUAAAUUUAUAACACACGAAUGCUAAUAUAGAAAAUUCUUCUCUUUUUUUAAUAGGUACUAUAGAUAAUCUUCUUUUACUUAAAUUUUAGUUAUAUAUUAAUAUUGUACUAAAUUGUAAUCUAGCUGUAGGUAAGUUUUUUUAGUUCAGAGAUGUUUACCAUGAUACGAAUUCUUGUGUAUGAUUCAUUCCAUGUUUAACAUAGCUAACUAGCCAUCAUUUUCAUUAUUAUAUGCAAAGAAAAAUGUCAAAAAACUGUUUAAGGAUGCA
Molecule: messenger RNA, 4008 nt
Organism: Arachis stenosperma
Lineage: Eukaryota; Viridiplantae; Streptophyta; Magnoliopsida; Fabales; Fabaceae
Product: formin-like protein 14
Exons: 19
Coding region: 166-3501 (1111 amino acids)
Source: RefSeq, a predicted model, not a curated record